This is a messenger RNA of Oreochromis niloticus (Nile tilapia), 3209 nucleotides long. It is a transcript of the gene dmtn, whose product is annotated as dematin actin binding protein. Gene Ontology annotation, molecular function: actin filament binding. The record is from RefSeq and is a predicted model, not a curated record. Bases 834 to 1997 code for a protein of 387 amino acids. Gene Ontology annotation, cellular component: plasma membrane; actin cytoskeleton. Gene Ontology annotation, biological process: cytoskeleton organization; lamellipodium assembly; actin filament bundle assembly. The transcript has 18 exons. Lineage: Eukaryota; Metazoa; Chordata; Actinopteri; Cichliformes; Cichlidae.
UUGGAGCAUGAAGCUUCGGUUUCUCGGUGCUGAGCUCCUGUUUUUAUGUAUUUAUGAUUUUAUUUAAUGCGAACGUCACAAACGUUUCCUCCCCCCGCGGAGCUCCACAGUGGACCGACCCGGGCAACAGGAAAACAUCCUCCUCCUUCUCCUCCUCCGCCUGCUGGGGUCACAGCAGCCCCCAGCCCGGGCUUUAAAAGCAGCCAGCCGCCACCUCCUCCUUUUUCUCCUCCCUCCACCCUUCCUCCUCCUCCUGUCGGGGCUGUGAGGACGGAGCGCCUCCUCUCCUCUCAUCUCCGGUCAGCCUGAUUCUCCUGCUCGGAGAUCAGGUUCAGCUGAGGUCGCUCUCCUCUCACCGAUCUGGUGUCAGAUUUUAUGGUUGGACAGCGAUGGAGGGGGGGAGGGUGAAGCUGCUCUCCUGACUCUGAGGACAAGCGUAACCACAGCAGCCGUUAGCAGCGGCUGGGCGUCGCCCGGCUGGGCGAGCUGAUAAACAGCAGAGGGGAGGGAGAGGAAGGGAGGAGGACGACGAGAUGAAAGGAGGUGGUGGGGGACGGUCAGAGGAAGGAUGGAGGAUAUCCUCCCCCAGCUCUCGUGUUGUUUAGGUAGAAGGUGUGCCCCCUCCCCUCUGACAGCCUCGCUGUGACUCUCCAGCAGUCGUCCGUCCUCAGCAGCUCCAAACACCGUCUGAGCCUCACCGCGGCAACCUGAACAUCACCACAAGUCUGCGUCUACUUCCUGAAACUCUUCGCAGCCAAUCAGAGAGCUUACUGGAGAGACCAAACUGAGAAAUCUGCUUAAAUCAGGUCGGAGCGACUUUCGUGUCCACAGCUAUGCAGAAGGUGGAGGGACAGGUAACUCCGGUCAACCUGCCGUCCUCGAGAGGCCCGAGCACCCCGGGGUCUCCGGCGACAGGCAUCGUGGCCCGUGUCAAUGACCAGGUGGUGGGCUACAGAGACCUGGCGGCGCUGCCCAGAGAUAAAGCCAUCCUGCAGGUGGAGAGACCGGACCUGAUGACCUACCAACCCCACCUGAGCUUCUCCCCGCUCGACCCGCCACGCAGAGAGGUGCAGAGAUCUCUGUCUCCUCCAUCCACGUCUCCAGCCUUGUCUCCAACCAUGUCUCCUGAGGUGAAGGGGCGCAGGGCAGAAAGUGAGAGCGGUUCUCCUGGAGGAUCCACGCUGCAGCUGCAGGCCGGACGCAAGAUUAGCACAAGCCUGCAGCAUUUCCACCGACCAGAUAACGGGACCAACAUUUACAGGAAGCCUCCCAUCUACAAACAGGACGCUCACAAACACGGCGAGGGCAGCGGCGUCAUCCAGUCAGCAAAGUUUCCCGCAGCCCAGCCACCAGAUCCCAACCAGCCCUCCAAGAUUGAGACAGAGUACUGGCCCUGCCCACCCUCGCUGGCCGCAAUGGAGAUCGAGUGGCGGAAGAAGAAGAAGGAGCUGCAGGAGGAAGACGAGUUUGAGGACCUGACAGAAGAAGCGAAGACGCUCCAGGAACAGGAGCUGGAGAAGAUCAAGUCCAACCUGGGCCGUCUGAUCCUGAAGGAGGAGAAGGAGAAAGCCGUCCAUUUCAGGAGGAAGACGCAGUCAUUGCCCGACAGAACGCACAUGCACGGCAGUUUGUCAGCAGGUGCCUCCAAGUCUCCAUCACGCUCAGGAUCAGGCCUGACCCGAAUGCAGUCGGCAGAGUUUUCCACAGAUGGCGAUAAAGGACGGCCAGUUGCUCAGAACGGAGACGCUCGCAGGGAGCGCAUGGACCGAGGAAACUCUUUGCCGAGCAUCCUGGAGCAGAAGAUCUACCCCUACGAGACGCUUGUUGUGACCCACAGAGGGCGCUGUAAGCUGCCUCCAGGCGUGGACCGCACUCGGCUUGAGCGGCACCUGUCCCCGGAGGAGUUUGAGCAGGUGUUCGGGAUGCCGAUGGCCGAGUUCGAGCGCCUCUCGCUGUGGAAACGAAAUGAACUGAAGAAGAAAGCCUCGCUUUUCUAACAGGAAGUGACCUCAUCCCAACAAAUACUUGAUGAAGCUUUCAAAGUAGGAGGAGAACAAAUAAAAUAUCCAAUUCUCAGACACACACAGAGCCAAUCACCUCACUCCGACACGUCCUCCAUCUUCCUAACCAAUCGGGCUCCUGGACGCUUGCCGAGGAGCAGACCAGUCCUGGUUAACCCUUUACUGCAACUAACCUUAACCGAUGCACUGAUUACCUGUGCUGCACAUAUAAUCACCACUGCUUACAGAUCACCACCUUAUCUUCAUCAUCUUCAUCACAUGUAAUCUCUGUAGCUCUGUCUCCUCACGUGGAUUAUUCCCGGCUCCGGGUCUGAUCCACGUCAGGGACCUGCUGCGGGUCCCUCAGAUUUCACACCAUCUUCAGGUGUUACGCUAACAUGAAGCUGCUUCACUUUCAUCCUUGUAGUUAGACAGUUAGAUGGGAUUAUUAGUGGGAUAGUAAAAAUGAAAAUGACUUCUUACAGCUUUCCCAAUCAUUUCCAGGUCUAGGAAAGUCAUUAUGGACACCUCAUAAGGAUUUGCGGAAAGAGCAGACCUCAAUCUCCAGCGUAUCCUGGGUCUGUUAGUCAAACCUCAGAUUCAGGGGGAUCAUGAUCUGUAUUUACAGAGCUUUCUUUUUAGUGACGGCCCAUUAUCACAGGCUCAGCACAUUCUGCUGAUGAAGGAAGCCUGCAGCUCCUCCACGAUCCUUCACAGAUCUUCAGAGCAGCUCUGGGAGUUGCAGAGACUUCAGGAUGUCUGAAACCCUCCAGGCUGCUUCAGGCUGGCUGUAAUUCCCUGGAAGACCAGCAGAGGGCACUCUAAGCUUGCCAUCAGCCUGUUCUGUCAGCUGCAGAGAAGCAGGCUGCUCCUGGUGAUGAUUGUGGUCCUGCAGCUUCAUGGUAGCGGUCCGGGUCUAACAGCUGAUUGUAAUGAUGAACCACAUGCAGCUUUUAUUUAUUGGACGAUUGUACUUUUUCUGCAUUUGUCUGCUACUGUGAAGCGUUUUAUUUUGAAAAUCUUGUUGAAAAUAUUUUUGGCUGUAUAGUUUUUUUCUGUUUUUAAAUAUUACUCCACGUGGAGUUCAGACCACACACACCUGCAGUUCCUGCUAGCUCACCUGGUGUCACCUGUGCCGUCUCAUCCAUCCCUUGCAGUCCUGUUUCUGUCCUCUGAUAUAAUGGAGACCAUUAAACUUGCAGAGAAACA